AUGGCGCGAGUUCUUGUAGCUGUAAUUGCGCUUGCAAGUUUCUGUCACGCUGUCAUCCGUGAAGAAGACUUCGCGGCGGAAGACAUUAUCGUCAGAGAUAUUGCGAUUCUUGGAGCUGGUGCCUCGGGUACAUACGCCGCCAUACGAUUGCGUGAAGAUUACAACCUCAGCAUCGCUGUCAUCGAAAAGGACGAUCACAUAGGCGGUCACACCAACACUUACACCGAUCCCGAAACGCAGAAGCCCGUAGACUAUGGAGUAUUGGCUUUUUGGGACUAUGGGCCUGCGAAGAGCUACUUCGCGCGUCUGGACGUCGAAACGAUGGCAGCCCCACCGGAAGGCGGCACAACAGUCUACGUGGACUCAGAAACGGCAAGGAACGUGACCGACUAUCAAGUUCCUGCCUUUUCAGACGUCCUGAAAUCCAUCGCCAUCUAUGGAAAUGAGUCUGGAAAGUACGACGACAUUCUACUGCCUGGCUACUGGAACUUUCCUUCAGGAGACGACAUCCCGGCAGACUUACUACUGUCCUACGGCGAGUUCUCUCAGAAGUACGGCAUAGACAACUUCUAUCCAAUGCUGCAAAUUAUCGCUGGAGUCGGCGUUGGUGGAGUUCGUGAUAUUCCAUUACUUUACGUUAUGGGCUUUGGCCUAGACCAUCCGGCAAUACAGAGUCUGCUGCAAAACGGCCUUUUUGUGCCAAAGUCAGGCUCGAAUGCCGAGAUCUAUCAGAAGGCGUACGCACGAAUCAAGGACGAUAUCCUUCUAAGCAGUAGCGUCGUCUCCGCCGAACGCGACGAGCACGACGGAGUCCACCUCGUCGUACAAACCAGCGACAACUGCAAAAGGCUCAUCAAGGCGAAACAGCUCCUCGUCACUCCUGCGCCUAGCAUCCAGAACCUUGAGUCUCUGGAUCUUGAUGACCAAGAAUCCGCCGUCUUCGUUUCCAGUACUCCACGACCAAUCCACGUAGGCCUCGCAAAAACGUCUGCCAUUCCGCGAAAUUACUCAGUACAAUAUGUCUCCUCCAAGGUUGCACCGGAUAACUACCUCGACAUGUACCAGGACAUUAAGCAUGAUCUCAAAAUUCAGUCCACCGGUCCCGAAGAAUUACAGCUUUUUCGUGUCCUAUUGGAGACGACAUCAGAUCUUCCCCUCACGGAAGAUGAAGCGAAAGCAUAUGUCACGUCUCAAGUGCAGAAACUUGCAGCCGCUGGGACACUGAACAGUGUAAAGCCACCAGAUGCAGCGGCUGGCAGCGGCGACGCUCAAACUGCAAACGGGGGCGCAGUCACGGUCGAGUUCAAAGCCUUCAAAUCCCAUAGCAGUGUUAUGUGGCGGCUUCCCGCAGACGAGAUCAAAGCUGGCUUUAUACAAAAUCUCUAUGCAUUACAGGGACAUCGUUCGACGUGGUAUACGGGUAGCUUGUGGUGUACGGAUUUUUCGAGCAAUGUGUGGGCUUUUACGGAUACGGUACUGGAGAGAAUGGUGGGAGCGAGGAAGAAGGACGGAUAA
This is a messenger RNA of Cercospora beticola, 1515 nucleotides long. RefSeq lists its product as uncharacterized. The record is from RefSeq and is a predicted model, not a curated record. NCBI's taxonomy places the organism in Eukaryota, Fungi, Ascomycota, Dothideomycetes, Mycosphaerellales, Mycosphaerellaceae. Gene Ontology annotation, molecular function: oxidoreductase activity.